Molecule: messenger RNA, 186 nt
Organism: Penicillium malachiteum
Lineage: Eukaryota; Fungi; Ascomycota; Eurotiomycetes; Eurotiales; Aspergillaceae
Exons: 1
Coding region: 1-186 (61 amino acids)
Source: RefSeq, a predicted model, not a curated record
AUGCCGAAUUAUCUACCCAACUGCCUUCCCUGGGCAAGCAACAACCAAGAGGAUGAAAUCCAACCGCAGGCAACCAAUGGUAUCCAUGCGACCAGAGAGCCAGACUCAGACACAGAGUCAAAGAUGUCAGAUGUUCUUGAUUUUCCGUUCCCGUACCGGUUGGCUUUCCACAAGAAUCGGAAUUGA